Messenger RNA from Hypomesus transpacificus, 2370 nucleotides. RefSeq names its product E3 ubiquitin-protein ligase TRIM39-like. Lineage: Eukaryota; Metazoa; Chordata; Actinopteri; Osmeriformes; Osmeridae. The transcript is spliced from 12 exons. Bases 316 to 1527 code for a protein of 403 amino acids. Gene Ontology annotation, molecular function: protein binding. The record is from RefSeq and is a predicted model, not a curated record.
UUGGCACGGCCGGGAAUCGGUCCGACAACCCUCUGAUUACUAGCCCGAUUCCCUAACCGCUCAGCCACCCGACUCAUAAGAUCAUAAAAUGCCGUAAAAGAGCAUUGGUCUCUCUUGGCGCCAGAGUCCUCUUGAUCAUAAAGGAGCCCGCGUCACUAUGUCCUGCUGGGAGACAGCCAGCAGGGUUCAAGGUCUACGAUGGUGAGUCUCAGGGUAGAUCAGGUCUCCCUGCUCCUUGUUCUCAUGGUCCUCAGUACUGCGUCUGUUACGGAGCACAAGCCUCUCUCAAAACCCUGCUAGCAUAACGUCUUCAAAAUGAAAAGCAUUCUGAAGGACAAGAAGGCCAAGUCUAAACUUGGAGUACAUUUUGAGAGUGCAGCUCAGAGCAGCUCUCUCGGGGCCGUGCGCUGGACUCUACCCGAGGAGGACGUGACACAGCACAGCUCUGCACCCACCAAGAGCAGCUUCACCUCCAGACCAAAGGAUUUGAAUGACCUGCGCAGACUGCAGGACUGUGUGAGGUUCCUUAGCCAGUGGAGAGAGCAGGUGGAGCAGGUGUGCAAGGGUGCCAGCAAGAUGGCCAACCAGAGAGAGCAAAGUCUGGAGCAGUGCCAAAAGCUCAUCCUCCAGUGGGCCAAGGAGCUGAAGACAGUGGACAUCGACACGACUGACUGGCAACAGAAGAGAGAAGAACCCCAGGACCAAGAAGACUCUGAGGAAGCAGAGAUGAGGAUCAUGGAAUGGGCCAAGGAGCUUCAGUCUGUGACAGAGAGAUGUGGCCUGAUGAGGGAUGAGGUGGCCCAGAUGCUGAGACAGGUGGAGCUCAAGAAGAAAAAGGUAGGGAGACUCCUCCCCUUCCUGGAGUUCAUCACCUGGUCUCUCCUGAAGGCCGAUGCGGGGACGGUGGCCCAGCUCUGGCUUGCCACCAAACAACGCACCUGGAAAACAGAAACACCCCACAAGUACAUCCCAAACUCAGUCUGGGAGUGGAUCUGCAGUGCUUCAGUUGACAUAACUCUGGACCCCCAGACCAGCCACCCCUGGUUGCUGCUCUCCGACGACCAUAAGAAGGUGCAGGAGUCCCUGACCCCAGCCGAGGUGUCCUUCAGCCCUCAGCGCUUUGACAUCUGGCCCUGCGUGCUGGGCUGGGAGGGCCUCUCCUCGGGUCGCCACUACUGGGAGGUCGACUUGGCCAACAACGGUUACUGGAGGCUGGGCCUCACUACGGCCUCGGCCAAGAGGCUGGGGCGCUUCCAAAUGGUCCCCGCUGAGGGCUACUGGGCGCUGUGGAGGAGCACGAGACAGUUCUAUGCCUGCUCUAAACCCGAGACCGCCCUGCCUCUCUCGCUCGUACCACGCAAGAUGGGCGUCUACCUGGACUACGACGAGGGGCAGGUGUCCUUCUACAACGUGGAGAACAGGGCGCACAUUUACACCUUUAAGGACAACUUUAAGGAGAAGCUGUAUCCGCUGUUUGCACCGUUGGACGGCCGUACGCUCAUUUCAAUCUGCUCCUCAACUCACUAACCUCAGAGGCUGUAACCAGUAAAUGGUUUAGGAUGCUGGGUGUAACUCAGUGGUCGGAGCAAUUUGACUGCAAACCAACAGGUCGCAGUUCAAAUCCCACAUGAUUUUAUUACAGCCAUCAACAACAACCGUCUCCCAGACCCUCAUAUGGAAGAUAAGGGACUUGACUGACUCCGUUGCAGACUGGACAACCGCAUCUCUCGGCAGUAAUACACUUAGCACAUCUGAAAUAUCAUCCACAUUUCAGCUGCCUUAACAGCCCUAAGUGAGACCUAUAUUAAGUAUCUAUGUAGUAUACCUGAGAGAUUUUGACCAGCUUGAUUUGAGUCUGCCUGACUGAAGUCCUGUGGUGAAACAAUAAUGAAGCAAUGUUUUAUUUCUAUGAAAUAUGUCAACUGCUUUUCUAUAUUACAAGCAUGAUGUUGCUUAGUGACAGAUUUUAAUGACCACUGUAUACCGAGCAAUAAACUGUGUCCUCAAAAAGUUUUUAAUCUUCUUAAUAACACAUUUUCAUUACAGCUCCAAUGUGUAAGAAUAAUAAAAUUUGAUUUAUUUUUCAAUGGCAGUCCACUGUUUUAUUUCAUAAAAAUAAUGACAAAAUACAUUUUGUACGUGCCACUAUGAUAAAAGGAAAUUUAACAAAUCUGACUUAAAAAAUAAAAGCCUAUAAAUCAUCUAAAGAUAUAAAAAUGUAUUAAAAAAUUAACAAAAGUACUGUAAGAAAAUGAAAAAUUUUCUGGCAAGACAAAAGAUAGGGUAGGUAGAUAGUCCUCAUGCCCAAUCAUAAUUCAAGUAAUUAUUGUCAAAUGCCAUCAACACAUCUCAAAAUGAUCUUUCCCUGAU